UAGUAGAGAACGUACUAUUACUGAACGCAACUUGCAUUAUUGUUUGGAUUACCAUUCGAUUUAUUUAUUCUCUGACAUUUGAUAUGGCGAACAAUAUGGCUUAUCAUUGUUAAAAUUUUACUAAGCAAACUUUCCAUUAAAAGAUUCUAAUGUUUCAGUGAUACAAUGAUUUACUUUGAAAUAAUAUUGUCAUCUUGUUCUUUUAUUAUUAGUAUGCGUACCUGAUACUUAUGAUAUUCCAUAUAGGUGAAGCGUAUCAUAUCAUGGCCUCGUCAAAUAGAAGAAUUCAAAUCGGUUCUGCUUGGUUUCAAACAAAGAUUAACCUAAGACCACAGCGCCGAGGUAUUCAUCACGUUACCGAGGAAAUCUUAAGAAGAAUUCCCGAACUCUGCGAAUUUUCAGUUGGGCUUUGUCAUAUACAAAUUCUUCACACAUCAGCAAGUUUAGCACUAAAUGAAAAUUGGGAUCCAGAUGUUAGAGAUGAUGUAGAAAUGAUGCUUAAUAAAAUAGUUCCUGAAGGUUUGGCCUAUAGACACAGUUGUGAAGGACCAGAUGAUAUGCCAGCACAUGUAAAGGCAUGUUUUCUGGGCUCUUCAUUGAGUAUUCCAAUUACUGAUGGCAAGUUGACUUUGGGUACAUGGCAAGGAAUUUGGUUGUGUGAACAUCGUAAUGAUGCUGGAAGUCGUAAAGUAGCUAUUACAUUGACUGGUUGUCUCAGGGAUCCUGCACGUAGUCCUUUGAGUCCUGUUAGUCCUAUUGCUUCUACUAGCAGCUAGGACCACUCACACCCCCAAAGACGUAGCAAACGUCAGCUGCGCAUAUCUACAUCCAGUGAUUCAAGCUAGCAGCUGCUUAUCUUUAGUCAUUUUUUAAGAGUUUAAUUCAGAAAAGAGUGUAUGGAUACUUUAAAAAUAUUUAUAGAUAUUGCAUUUUUUUAUAUCCAUUUACUAUUACAAAUUUUAAACAUUUUUUAUAAUGACAUGAUAAAAUCAUAAAAUUAUAUUUAUUAUCUUUCUUGACAUUAUUUCAUAUUUUCUUUUAUUUUUUUAUAUUCACAUAAUAUAUUUAUAAUUUAUAUUAUUUAAAUGAACAUGUCAAUAUUUAAUAUACAUUUCAUGAUUUUAUUUAGAUUAAAUUCAGUUAACAGUAACUAUCCAAAAAUGUUGUUCAUUAAAUACAUAAUGUUGUUCAGUACUUAUAAACUGCCAAGGCAAUUGUAUAUUACAAGCAUUCAGAAAUAAAUGUAAACGAAUUAUAAUACAAGUAUCCUGCACUCUUCUUUAUUACUCUUAGAAAAUUAAUGUAAUGCAUUCCAAUAUAAUGCGUCCAAUAUUCCGAAUUUAAUUACAUAGCUUUAUUUAAAUAAUUCUUUUGUAAAAAAAAGAUUAAUAAGGAAAAUGGCAUUAAUAAUUGCUCAGCUGAGAUCUUACAUGAAUUUUUAUAUGUAAGAUAAUCUCAGUUUGGGUAUGUGCAAUAUGUUAUAACUUUCUAACUCACUGCUUAUCAUAGGAUAGAUAUUUUUAAUGACGUUUCCAAUGCAUUUGGGGGUGUAUAUAGGUUACAAUCAACACUUCUUUGCUGUGCUAAUAUACUUCUGCUAGAGAUAUCUACAUAAAUUAUAAUAAUAUAAUAAUAUAUAUAAUAACAUGUGGGCAAGUCAGUAUGAAAGUAGAACAAUUAAAAAAAUCAUCAAAUUAUGCAAAUAAUGAUUUAGACUUAUUACAUUAUUAAAUAUUUACUCAUAAAAAAUAUUCUAGAAAACUUAAUUAAUAUAAUUGAAACAUGAAAUGUCAUCUAGGAAUGUAGCACUGCAAAGAGUUGUAAAAUUAUUUACAAUGUUACUGAAAUAACCAAAGCUUAUCAUGGGAGCUUGUUGACGUAUCUAAUGUACUGUUAAGCAAGCAGUCGAUGUUAGUUGUUAAUCUUUCUCAUAUAUAGCAUAAAUGGUCGUCCAUUAUGAUUAAUGAAAUAUGCUUUAAUGUGAGGUAUCCAAUGCAAUUCAUAUAAUUAAAAGCUUAAACAUUAAAAGCUCAAAAAUAACACUAUCAAAAAUUAUAAUAAAUUUUUACUAAAUUAUAAUUUUUUUGCUCGUAAAAAAGUUAUGGAACAAGUUCGUAUAUUUAAACUAUAAAUUCAAUUAUAAUUCCGUUAAUGUGCUCAAUAAGACAAAUUCUUAAAUAUGUAAAAUUUAUAAAUAUAAUGAAAAAUGAUUAUAAUAUCCAAGUUUAUAGAAAUUAAUAUUAUAUUCGCUAAUUGAUAUUUAUAGCAAUUUACUGAUAAUUAAGUCAUUUCAUAAAUUAGAUGAUUGAAAAUUCUUAUAUUUGCAAAAUAAUAGUAUAUAACAAUAAUAUAUUAUAUUUUAAAAAUUAAUCAAUUGAUAUAAUUAAUCUUUUCUUAUUAUUAAAAAAAAUAUAAUCUUUUUUUUUUAGUAAAACAAUAAUGAUUGUUUCUGAUGACAACAAUGAUUUAUUAAAAUUAAAAUAUUUAUUUUCUUUAAUUAACAUUCAAAAUUUUCAUAUUAUGUGAACUAUAUAUAUUUUGAUUAUCUCAUAAUCAUUGUUAUUCUAACAAAUUUAAAAAUUUGAUAAAUUUGUAAAUUCAAUCAUAAAAAAAUUUAAAUCAUAUAUUUAUUAUAUGCUCUGUAAAAAAAUAAAUAUCUUGUACAAGUAAUUGAAAUUAAGCUUUUACUAAGUAAAUAGCAAUUUAUAAUAUUGUUUUUCAUUUAUAUGUAUAAUUAAAUUUCUUUUCUGUUUUUUAAAAAGUUAUUUUAUAUUAUUACAAAAAAAAUGUUAAAAACUGAUGUAAUAUAAUUGUGUGUACAAUUUGCAAAUUUGUUUUAAGAUUUUUUAGUAUUUUCCUAUUUGUAUAGAAAAAAUUAAACUUAAUCAAUUUUAAUAAUAUCUAUAUUUUGUUUCAUAUAUGUUUCAUAUGUAAUGUAAUAUUAAAUAUUAAAUGACAAAUCACAUAUGUAAUAGAUGAUUUAAUGAAAAUGUUAACAAAUAUUGUUCAAAUGUAAGUUCAUGCAAAUAUUUCAUAUAUUUUCAUUUUUUAAACUAUUUUAUGAUUUAUUUAUCCAAUAAUGAAAAAUUUUAAUUUUUAAUGUUAUAAUAUUACAACAUUAUAAUUAACAUUAAAAUUUGAAUUUAAUAUUUAAAAAAAAAUUGUAUUUUAAUAUUUAAUAAAAAAUAAGACAUUUUUAUGUCUUGAUUAUGAGAUAUAAUAACAUUUAAUAUAAUUAUAAUUUUCUAAAUUAUUUCGUAAUUAAAAUUUUCUAAAUAUAUGAAAUAUUAGUUUUUAUUUAGCUGGAUAUAGUGGACCUAUAAUAACAAAUUAUAGAAAACUAAUAUAUUAGGAUUAUACAAUACAUAUUAAAUUAUAUAUUAAAAUUAAUAUUAUUAAAUGUAUAUAUAAAGUUAUUUAAGUGAAAGGAAUAGAGUGAGAACCAUAUUUAUGAGUGAGUGUAAUGAAGUUUAAAUGCAAAUAUGAUAAUUGUAUAUUAUCCCUAAAAUGUAGAAAUAGAAUUGUUUACAUAAAAUAAAUACAAUGACUUCUUAUGCA
This is a messenger RNA of Apis cerana (Asiatic honeybee), 3558 nucleotides long. Its product is annotated as UPF0047 protein YjbQ. The record is from RefSeq and is a predicted model, not a curated record. Lineage: Eukaryota; Metazoa; Arthropoda; Insecta; Hymenoptera; Apidae.